AUGUCGGAAUACUGGAAAUCGACGCCGAAAUACUGGUGCAAGCACUGCAGCAUCUACGUGCGCGACACGAAACUCGAGCGGCAGAACCACGAGGCGACCGGGAAGCACCAGGGCGCGCUCAAGCGGUUCCUGCGCGACCUGCACCGCGGCCAUGAGCAGGAGGAGCGCGAGAAGGAGCGGGCGAAGCGCGAGGUCGAGCGGCUGAAGGGCAUCGCGCCGGGGUCCUCGGCGUCGUCCUUCGCCGGGCCGCCGUCGUACUCGAGGUCCGGGUCGGGCGCGGCGUCAUCGGCGGCGUCGUCGUCGACCGAGGCGCAGCGGAAGCAGCAGAUGGAGCAACUCGCGGCGAUGGGCGUGUCGAUACCGACGGCGUUUCGGGGCGACAUGGCGAUGGCGGGCGAGUGGACGGUGACGGCGACAAAGGUCAUCGACGACGACGACGCGCUGCGGGAGAAGCCGGUCGAGGCCAAGGCGGUCGGGGUGCGGAAGCGCGAGCAGACGGAGGAGGAGAGGGAGGAGGAGGAGGCCGUCCGGGGCCUGUUCAAGAAGCCGAGGAGAUGGGGCGGCACCAAGACGAUGCCGGAGGACGACGCGGACCUCGACGCGCUGCUCGGCAGCAGCACGCUUCUACGGCCGGUGAAGAAGGAGGAGGAGGAGGAGGUUACGGAGGAAGAGCAGACAUCCGCCGGGACGAAGGACCUUGAUAUUACGAAAGAGGGCAUCAUGGGGGUCCCAGUCAAGAUGGAGGAGGGCGUGGGGGAUGCUGCGUCCGGAAACGAACCGGGCGCGCCUUCGAUCAAGAGGGAACCUACCGAGGAUGGUGCCGGCAAAGGCCUAAACUUGCCGGCACUGGAUGAGGACGCCGUGAAGAAGGAGGACGAAGGCAAGGAGGCGGUGGCGGCGGGCUCCAUGGAGGCCGCAGCGCCGGCUGUGGUGUUCAAGAAGCGUAAGGCCAAGAAUAUUCGCCAAAAGUAA
This is a messenger RNA of Colletotrichum graminicola M1.001, 972 nucleotides long. Its product is annotated as U1 zinc finger. The record is from RefSeq and is a predicted model, not a curated record. Gene Ontology annotation, cellular component: precatalytic spliceosome. NCBI's taxonomy places the organism in Eukaryota, Fungi, Ascomycota, Sordariomycetes, Glomerellales, Glomerellaceae. Gene Ontology annotation, biological process: mRNA splicing, via spliceosome. Gene Ontology annotation, molecular function: RNA binding; zinc ion binding. Bases 1 to 972 code for a protein of 323 amino acids. The transcript has a single exon.